Molecule: messenger RNA, 1844 nt
Organism: Thunnus maccoyii (southern bluefin tuna)
Lineage: Eukaryota; Metazoa; Chordata; Actinopteri; Scombriformes; Scombridae
Product: solute carrier family 22 member 7-like
Exons: 9
Coding region: 1-1584 (527 amino acids)
Biological process (GO): transmembrane transport
Molecular function (GO): transmembrane transporter activity
Source: RefSeq, a predicted model, not a curated record
AUGAGGUUUGAGAACAUUCUUUCUGAUAUUAAUGGAUUUGGAAGAUUUCAGAAAAUGAUCAUUGUAAUCAACUUCAUUGGCCGCUUCACUAUGCCCUGCCACUUCAUGCUGAACAACUUCAUAGCGGCUGUUCCUUCUCACCACUGCGACAUCAGCUUUCUGGAUGAUGGAGGUAUUUUUAGCAAUUUAUCCCUGUCGGAGAGGCUCGCUGUUAGUAUUCCAGUCCAGGAGGAUGGGACUCUGAGCUCCUGUGAGAUGUUUGCAGAGCCUCAGUAUCAUCUCCUGUUCAACUCUUCCAACAUUACUGACCUACCUACAGUGUCCUGCCAGCAUGGAUGGGUGUACGACAACAGAACUUUCAAGUCUACUCUGACCUCACAGUGGGACCUGGUGUGUGAUAAAAGAGGGAAAAACAAAGCCACUGCUACCAUCUUCUUUGUUGGAGUGAUGUUUGGAGCCAUGUCCUUUGGGAGUUUGAGUGACAGGUUUGGCCGAAGGAUCAUGCUGCUGGUGUCAUUUGUGUCAGGAAUGCUGUUUGCUGUUGCGAGUGCUUUUUCUUCAUCUUACGUGAUGUUUGCGGUGCUGAGGUUCUUCACUGGGUUUUGCAUCAAUGGCAUUGUCAUUGUCUCAACAGUCCUCAGUGUGGAGUGGGUCGACAUCGAGCACAGGAAACUGGUAGGAGUGAUCGACAGCUUAUCCUGGACAUUUGGGAAUGCAGUAUUUCCACUUAUUGCUUACUAUGUGACUGAUUGGCGGUGGCUGAUUGUUAGUGUCACCUCACCUCUAACCUUGGCCAUUAUCACCUGGAGGUGGAUGCCAGAAUCAGCCAGGUGGCUCAUUGCCAACGGAAAGCUGGAACAAGCUCAGACCUAUUUGAAAAAAUGUGCCAAGAUGAAUCAAACAGAGGAGUUAACCAACACACUUAAAACAGAGACACUGUCCACUAUUGUUGUGACAGAGAAAAGAGACCGGGCUUUCUCCUACCUCGAUCUGAUACGAACACCUAGAAUGAGGAAACUGGCUCUAUGUACUGGUAUAGUUUGGUUCAGCGUGGCAACCGCAUUUUAUGGCAUCAGUUUCAACAUCACAGGCUUCGGGGUCAAUAUCUAUCUCACUCAGUUUAUCUAUGCUGUAGUUGAGUUCCCAGCCAAGAUAUUAGUUUACUACUUACUGGAUAAAAUAGGCAGGAGAAGCACUGAGAUGGGAGCUUUGCUGAUUGUUGGAGUGUGUCUCGGAAUCAACAUUGUGGUACCUAAAGAUAUGUCUGUUGUAAGAACAGUGGUAGCAGUCAUUGGCAAAGGGUUUUCUUCUGCAUCCUUUGCAACUGUUGUGCUCUACAGUUCUGAGCUAUAUCCCACUGUAGUGAGGCAGAAUGGUAUGGGCUACAACUCCUUCAUGGCUCGACUCGGUGUAGCAGUGGCUCCUUUGAUCCUUCUGCUGGAUGAUGUGUGGAAGGACCUGCCACAGGUUGUCCUGUGCUCUGCAGCUGUACUGGGGGGAAUGGUAGCAAGAGCACUGCCAGAGACACGCAACAGGUGCCUGCCGGAGACCAUAGAGGAUAUUGAAGAGCAGUCAGUGGCAUGAGUGCAUAUUCAGCUAAGCAAAGCUUUUAGUAAAACAAAAACAGUGAUGACAAUAUGUAGCCUGCAGUGUGUUUUGUGUGAUUUUAUGUGUUUAUGCUUGAAGUAGAAAAACCUUCCAGUUUUAUGUAGCUUAGUAGGUUGGAAGGAUACUUAGGCAGGUGGGAGGAAAACCCAUCAGUAGUACUACUACUAACUUAAAGUCAUAUGAACAAAGUUGUUUUAUCUUGUGGCCCCUUGGAGGGUCCUGACCAUCAAGUUGGA